AUGUCUCAAUGUCUUCGGGAGAGGCUAGUCGGUGGAGCGGAGGAGUUUAACGUUAGGGAUCUUAAACGGUCGAAUAUUUUGAAUUUGGGGAAGAGACCAACAACAGCCAAAGGAUUCCAGAGGGAUGUAUUAAACGCUGCCGUUUUGCUACUAGGUAGUAAAUUGGAAAUCCAAAUCGCUGUGACUCAGUCUAGAGUCUCUCUUUGUGAAGGUGUUGCGGACUAUUUCACUUACUGUCUGAACUAUUUGGUGGGAUUCUACUAUAAACCAACAACAAAAUGUUGCAAGCAUAUUAAGAAACUGAACACACUGGCAAAGCACAGAUUUGGGCCAAGAAACAUAUGCUGGUGCAUUGAGUACAUGAUGAAAGGAGCGGGGCCUCCGCUGCUUUCGUCGCGUAUCGAUGAACUUCCGGCGAAAUGUCACACACAUCUCAGUUUCCCCAUCUCAGAAAGCAUGGAUUGCAACAAGGUUAAAUGA
Messenger RNA from Tripterygium wilfordii, 480 nucleotides. Its product is annotated as non-specific lipid-transfer protein 13-like. The record is from RefSeq and is a predicted model, not a curated record. Gene Ontology annotation, biological process: lipid transport. Gene Ontology annotation, cellular component: membrane. Lineage: Eukaryota; Viridiplantae; Streptophyta; Magnoliopsida; Celastrales; Celastraceae. Gene Ontology annotation, molecular function: lipid binding. Bases 1 to 480 code for a protein of 159 amino acids. The transcript has 4 exons.